CAAGGUGCGAUCUUCUUCUCUUUGUGAAGCGCUACUGCGGUACUGCCCCUAUCCCCACCGUCGUCCAUUUCAUUGCCUUCGCCUGCCACGUUGUCGUCGCCUGCGUCACUAUCGUCGACCGCAACCUCGCCCACGCCUGUGUCGUGGUACUUGCCUUCCCUGCCGCCGUCGCAUGCGCCUCUGUUUUCGUCCACCACGCCGUCGAAUCCUGCAUCACCGUUGUCGCUUGAAGUCCGAACCUGCCGACAUUGAAACUUCGCGUCGAGUUUCAAUGAAGCUUCGCGCUUAUCGCCAGGCCUGAACGAAGUGAUUUGUUCCCACUCUUCCUGCGCCGCCGGACAACGGAACCAAUUAUAAACCUACAAGAACAUCUACCUAGUAGUAAAAAUCAUGAAAAUAAACCCAACAAGCAGCCCAAUAAAAAGGCUAACGUAUAAGCCUUAAGCCCAAUAAACAGAAUCAGAAUUAAUAAAAACCCUAACCCCAAUUCACCAGAAUCAGAAUCGUCGACCUCUUUGUUCAUAUCAUACGCUCCGGUGAUUGUCUUAGAGAGAGAUAUGGCUCCUGUCGGACCUAGAAGAGGUAGGGAUGAUGUGGAUGGUAAACAGAAGAAAACGGUGAAAGAAACUUCUACUGUACACCGUCCGACUAGUAAGGCUUCUGUCGGAGCUAAAAGAGGUAGGGAUGAUGGGGAUGGUAAACCGAAGAAAACGGUGAAAGAAACUUCUACUGUACACCGUCCGCCUGAUGAGAAACUCACUGAUGAACAAAUUCAUGAAUAUUAUAGACAGUUCUUCCGCAGUCAGGGAUUCAUUGUUCCUGACUAUGGAGGUAGAUUGUGUGGCGGAGUUGGACCCUAUUCGAUGACUGAUAAGUAUAGGCAGAAACUUGUGAAGGAUAUGAUUCAGAAAAGCUUGCGAAUCUACAAUCGCAAAAAUAAGGUGAAUUUUGAGUUUGAUAAGCUUGUCAGCGUUAAUGCUGGUGCUGUUGCUGGCCUUAUGUUUUACAUUACUUUCAAUGCACGCUCUGGUGAUGAUGCACCUCAAACCUUUUACAGCAAAGUAUGGAAAACAUUCAAUGAUUAUAUCAAAGUCCAGUUCUGUGUGAUUGGUAAUGCGCAGGAUGCUGGUACUUCUCAGGCCUAAGUUGUGGAAUCUGAAUUUAGGUUCAUGUUCUAUUUGUGUGUUUAUGGUUUCUUCACGAAGGAAAACUCGGAUGUUAUAUAAUUUCAAUACUCAUGAAAUAGUGCAGUGUGUAUUAGCACAAUGAUAGACAUAACUGAGUGUGUAUUAGCACAAUGAUAGACAUAACUGACAUCUGAUGAGCACUGUUUACAGAUAUUAUGGAAUUUGUUAGUGUUCUAGCUUCUAUCAUUAA
This is a messenger RNA of Arachis duranensis, 1377 nucleotides long. RefSeq lists its product as uncharacterized. NCBI's taxonomy places the organism in Eukaryota, Viridiplantae, Streptophyta, Magnoliopsida, Fabales, Fabaceae. The transcript is spliced from 5 exons. The coding region runs from base 558 to 1145 and encodes 195 amino acids. The record is from RefSeq and is a predicted model, not a curated record. Gene Ontology annotation, molecular function: cysteine-type endopeptidase inhibitor activity.